AACGGGAAGGCGCAGGAGAGCACCGUGGUCAAGAAAUCCUGCUACCCCCGCUGGAACGAGACCUUCGAGUUCGAGCUGGCCGAGCCCAGCGAGGAGAAGCUCUGCGUGGAGGUGUGGGACUGGGACCUCGUCGGCAGGAACGAUUUCCUGGGCAAGGUGAGCCCACAAACCCCAUCCCUGCUGCCGGGGGUCCUGCCUGACAAGUCCAAGCCGAGGGAGGACGAGUGCCGAGGCAGCCUGGGCUCGCUGCAGCUGCAGGUGAGGCUGCGGGAUGAGACGGUGCUGCCCUCCCACUGCUACCAGCCCCUGGUCCAGCUCCUCUGCCAGGAGGUGAAGUUGGGGCGCCAGGACGGCCAAGUGCACCUGGUCACCCUCCUGGAUGAGACCACCACAGCCGAGUGCCGGCAGGAGGUUGCCGUCAGCUUGGUCAAACUCUUCCUGGGCCAAGGGCUGGUCAAGGAGUUCCUGGAUCUGCUCUUCGAGCUGGAGCUGGCCAAGCCCUGCGAGCCCAGCACUUUGUUCCGGAGCAACUCUCUGGCCUCGAAGUCGAUGGAGUCCUUCCUCAAGGCGCCCCCUGCGUGCCCCCCCGUCUCCCGAGCCGCUUUCCGGCAGCUCUUCGGCCGCGUCGGGGAGCGCUUCCCCCAGCACCAGCACGCCAAGUUCGUGGCCGUCACCAGCUUCCUCUGCCUCCGCUUCUUCUCGCCGGCCAUCAUGACCCCCAAGCUCUUCCUCCAGCGGGAGACGCAUGCCGACGCGCGCACCAGCCGCACGCUGCUGCUCCUGGCCAAGGCUGUCCAGAUCGUAGGCAACAUGGAGCCGGUGGCCGGGCGGGCUAAGGGGGGCUCGGGGCCACUGCUGGCCGCCGCCGCCAAGAAGCUCCACUUCUGCCUCACCGGGGAGACCCUCAGCUUCAGCAAGAGCCCCGGCGCUGAGCGUAGCGGUGCCAUCGCCCUGACCGACGUCCUCGCUGCUGAGAAGGUGGAGGAGAAGAGCUUCGGGAGCAACCACGUCAUGCAGGUGGUCUACCUGGGCACGGACGGGCAGCAGGAGACAGCCUACCUCCAGUGCAAGUGCGUCAACGAGCUGAACCAGUGGAUCACCAUCAACAAGGACACGAAGGUGCCCAACGCCUGCCUGUUCACCAUCAACAAGGAGGACCACACGCUGGGGAACAUCAUCAAGUCGCAGUUACUAAAAGACCCCCAGGUGUUAUUUGCAGGCUACAAGGUCCCGCACCCGCUGGAACACAAAAUUAUCAUCCGGGUCCAAACCACCCCCGAUUACAGCCCGCAGGAAGCUUUCACCAAUGCCAUCACGGACCUGAUCAGCGAGCUCUCCCUCCUGGAGGAGAGGUUCAGGGUUGCUAUCAAAGACAAACAAGAAGGAAUAGAGUGA
This is a messenger RNA of Opisthocomus hoazin, 1395 nucleotides long. NCBI's taxonomy places the organism in Eukaryota, Metazoa, Chordata, Aves, Opisthocomiformes, Opisthocomidae. The record is from RefSeq and is a predicted model, not a curated record.